GGAAAAACGAAGCGUCACUGUAUCUGAAUCUGUCUGAGAACUUGGAAUGAGGAAGCCAGAUUCACUGAUGAAAGAGAAAGUGAAGCCCAAGCUGAGGAAGGGCUUGUGGUCACCUGAAGAAGACGAGAAGCUGAUGAACUAUAUGUUAAGAAAUGGGCAUGGGUGUUGGAGUGACAUAGCCAGAAAUGCAGGUUUACAAAGGUGUGGCAAGAGUUGUCGCCUUCGUUGGAUUAACUACCUGAGGCCCGACCUCAAGCGUGGUGCGUUUUCGCUCCAAGAAGAACAACUUAUCAUCCAUUUUCAUUCCAUUCUUGGAAACAGGUGGUCUCAAAUUGCAGCAAGGCUUCCAGGAAGGACAGACAAUGAAAUAAAAAAUUUCUGGAAUUCUACAGUAAAGAAAAGGUUGAAGAAUAACACUUCUACACCCUCACCAAACAGCAGUGAUUCAGCAGAGCCUAGAGAUGUCGUUGGGGGGAUCAUGUCCAUGCAAGAACAUGACAUCGUGGCCAUGUGCAUGGACUCGUCUUCCUCAUCAUCAUCCUCGAUGCAUGCUAGGGUUUCGGGCAAUCGUUUCAACCAUGUCCCCGUAUUCGACUGCAGCUAUGGCAUAAAUGGUGCAGCAGGUUUAUUCAAUAUCCCAUCAUCUUCAGCAGAAGUUGGUUUGGGAGAUGGGGUUUUUGGGGGGUAUGGUAAUGUAGGACCAUAUUUUUCAGGGGUAGAAAGUGAUAUUUUGAUUCCUCCAUUAGAGGUUGGGGGCAUUGGAGAUAAUAAUGGUGCUGGUGACUAUGUGUUUGAUAAGAAAACCACUAACCACUUCAAUAAUAGUGAAGGCAUCAAAUUAGAGGACAUGGUUGGGUUUGGAAAUCAUUGGGAGGGAGAAAACUUGAGAAUGGGAGAAUGGGAUUUGGAGGGUUUGUUGGCAAAUGUCUCUUCCUUACCAUACCUUGAUUUCCAAGUUGAAUAAGUGCUACCUUCUCUCACAUCUAGGAAAUUUUGAAGUUUUUUUUUUGUCUUCUUUCUAGUUAGGUAGUCCUUGAAGUUUUUGGUUUGGUAUACUUCUUGUUCAAUUGUUACUUAGAUCUAAUUUAUUGACUUUUUUUGCUGACUUAAUUUACUACUGUCGUUAGAUUAACAGUGAAUUCCCAUAUUUGAUGGGGUCCAUGCCACUGUCAAUCUGAUAGCAUUAGUAGGUUACAUCAACAAAUUAUGUCAAUAAUUUUGAUCCAAGUAGCUUUAUUGUUCUUCUUUCUUCCAUUGCAUACAAAUGUCUUCACCCAUGAACCAACUCCUUCAUGAUGUUGGAGAGGUCUACAAUAAUGGUUGUAUAUUAGGGUGGCAGAAUAGAGGGUCGGCCUUGUGCAGUGGUAACUUUGCGUUAUUCUGGUUUGAAUUGCACUUGUAAAACACUGUACAUCUGACCAUUAUGAGGUCUAAAAGUGAUAAGAGUCUCGUGUAUUAGGCUACUUUGUACAAGUGGUG
Molecule: messenger RNA, 1479 nt
Organism: Ilex paraguariensis (yerba mate)
Lineage: Eukaryota; Viridiplantae; Streptophyta; Magnoliopsida; Aquifoliales; Aquifoliaceae
Source: the annotation of a GenBank genome assembly